AUGUUCUUAACUGAUACGCCAUUAAGGUCAAUGUUCUUAACUGAUAUGCCUUUAAGGUCAAUGUUCUUAACUGAUAUGCCAUUAAGGUCAAUGUUCUUAACUGAUAUGCCUUUAAGGUCAAUGUUCUUAACUAAUAUGCCUUUUAGGUCAAUGUUCUUAACUAAUAUGCCUUUAAGGUCAAUGCUCUCAACUGAUGUACCAUUAAGAUCAAUGUUCCUAACUAAUAUGCCUUUAAGGUUGAUGUUCUUAACUGAUAUGCCUUUAAGGUCAAUGCUCUCAACUGAUGUACCAUUAAGAUCAAUGUUCUUAACUAAUAUGCCUUUAAGGUCAAUGUUCUUAACUGAUAUGCCUUUAAGGUCAAUGUUCUUAACUGAUAUGCCAUUAAGGUCAAUGUUCUUAACUGAUAUGCCAUUAAGAUCAAUGUUCUUAACUAAUAUGCCAUUAAGGUCAAUGUUCUUAAUUGAU
Lottia gigantea (owl limpet) is the source of this 465-nucleotide messenger RNA. RefSeq lists its product as hypothetical. The annotation marks the transcript as partial. The record is from RefSeq and is a predicted model, not a curated record. Lineage: Eukaryota; Metazoa; Mollusca; Gastropoda; Lottiidae. The transcript has a single exon.